AUGUCAGGGGCAGAGGAGGUGUGCGUGGGGCCUGAGCAGGAGAUGCAGUGCCAACCCCCCGCCUGCUCUGGGGGCCACUCCGAAGGCAGGGAAGCCAAGACCAAGAAGAGCCGCUCCUCCCGCUCCUCCCGGGCCGGGCUGCUCUUCCCCGUGAGCCGCAUCGACAGGCAGCUGCGCAGAGGCCUCUUUGCCCGGCACUUUUCAGCCAGGGCCCCCGUCUACCUGGCUGCGGUGCUGCAGUGGGUGACGCACAAGAUCGUGGACGCGGCUGCCGUUGUUUGCAAGAAGAGCAAGCAGAAGCGCAUUUCUCCAUCCCAUAUGGAGGCGGCGCUGCAAAGUUGCUCUGGGCUGCAGCAGCUCCUGCGAAGGGCUGCGAGGCCCAGGCGCCGCGGCAGGGCCGUCCGCCAGGGAAAGCGCGAGGCCUCACCCUCCAGGAAGAAGACCACCAAGAGGAAGAGCAAGAAGAGAUGCCCCGGGCGAAGGGCUGCAUCUGCCCGUACCACCGCUGCUGUCCACUGA
Calidris pugnax (ruff) is the source of this 519-nucleotide messenger RNA. Its product is annotated as histone H2A-beta, sperm-like. The record is from RefSeq and is a predicted model, not a curated record. The transcript has a single exon. Lineage: Eukaryota; Metazoa; Chordata; Aves; Charadriiformes; Scolopacidae. The coding region runs from base 1 to 519 and encodes 172 amino acids. Gene Ontology annotation, cellular component: nucleosome. Gene Ontology annotation, molecular function: structural constituent of chromatin; protein heterodimerization activity; DNA binding.